AUCUCUUACUGAAGCAAAAAGCCCUUUCAGGAUUUUGUGACUGGGAGCCAUGUUCAGAGUUGGACGAGUCUGCAGAGGCAUCGCAGCACUUUGAACUAGAUUUGGAUUUCUUGAGAUCCUAGUUGCUGGCUUGGCUAGGACCAUCAUUCCCUCGUGGACCUUCUGGAUCCGGGCUGUCCUCUCCCUCCCCUGCCUGAAAUAGUGUCUAAGGUUUCAUAGCAAGGCCGUGGGGGUCAGUCAAGACGUGCACAAUUGGAAAGAAAAGGAAAGAUCGAUACCCACUGAGCCUCUGGCAGCCAAUCAGCCUGCAUCCUGACAUCAUCUGACUUGGGUGAGAGAUAGGAUGAUAGCUGGGGAGGCGAGCAUGCAUAGCCCAAUCCUGGCCUGCUGGCAGCCUAUUCUCCUCCUGAUGCUGGGCUCCAUCCUCUCCGGCUCUGCCACGGGCUGCCCGCCCCGCUGUGAGUGCUCUGCCCAGGAGCGCUCUGUGCUGUGCCACCGAAAGCGAUACCUAUCCGUCCCCGAGGGGAUCCCAACUGAGACCCGGCUCCUGGACUUGGGUAAGAACCGGAUCAAGACGCUCAACCAGGAUGAAUUCGCCAACUACCCUCACUUGGAGGAGCUGGAAUUAAACGAGAACAUUAUCAGUGCCAUUGAGCCUGGGGCUUUCAACAGCCUCUUCAACCUCAGGACUCUGGGUCUCAGGAGUAACAGGCUCAAGCUCAUCCCACUGGGGGUGUUUACCGGACUAAGCAAUCUUACCAAGCUAGACAUUAGUGAGAACAAAAUUGUGAUCCUCCUAGAUUACAUGUUCCAGGACUUGUACAACCUGAAGUCAUUAGAGGUGGGGGACAACGACCUGGUUUACAUCUCCCACCGGGCCUUUAGCGGCCUUAACAGCUUGGAGCAGCUUACACUGGAAAAAUGCAACUUGACCUCCAUCCCCACGGAGGCACUAUCCCACUUGCACGGCUUGAUCGUGCUGAGGCUGCGGCACCUGAACAUCAAUGCCAUCAAGGAUUACUCAUUUAAGAGGCUAUACAGGCUUAAAGUCCUGGAGAUCUCCCAUUGGCCCUACCUGGAUACCAUGACGUCCAACUGCCUUUAUGGGCUGAACCUCACGUCUUUGUCCAUCACUCACUGCAAUCUGACUUCCAUCCCAUACGUGUCCGUGAGGCACUUGGUAUAUCUCAGGUUCCUGAACCUGUCUUACAACCCCAUUAUCACCAUUGAGGGCUCCAUGUUGCAUGACCUGCUCAGGCUGCAGGAGAUCCAGCUGGUGGGCGGGCAGCUCACCACCGUGGAGCCCUAUGCCUUCCGAGGCCUCAAUUACUUGCGCAUUCUGAACGUUUCUGGGAACUUGCUGACCACACUGGAGGAGUCGGCCUUCCACUCGGUGGGGAAUCUGGAGACACUCAUUUUGGAUAACAACCCUUUGGCCUGUGACUGCAGGCUGCUUUGGGUUUUCCGACGCCGCUGGAGGUUGAAUUUCAACAAGCAGCAGCCCACCUGCUCCACGCCUGAGUUUGUCCAGGGAAAAGAGUUCAAGGACUUCCCUGAUGUGCUCCUGCCCAACUACUUCACCUGCCGCCGGGCACGGAUACGGGACCGCAAGCCGCAGCAGAUCUUUGUGGAUGAGGGCCACACAGUACAUUUUGUCUGCCGGGCAGAUGGGGACCCACCCCCCGCAAUCAUGUGGCUCUCUCCCAGGAAGCACCUCAUCUCUACCAAAACCAACGGACGGCUCACCGUCUUCCCUGAUGGCACUCUGGAGGUGCGCUAUGCCCAGAUCCAGGACAAUGGCACCUACCUAUGCAUUGCCAGCAAUGCAGGUGGCAAUGACACUAUGCUGGCUCACCUGCAUGUGCGGAGCUACUCCCCAGACUGGCCCCACCAGCCCAACAAGACCUUUGCUUUCAUCUCCAACCAGCCCAACGAGAGUGACGCCAACAGCACACGUGCCACGGUGCCUUUCCCCUUCGACAUUAAGACUCUCAUCAUUGCCACCACCAUGGGCUUCAUCUCCUUCCUGGGUGUGGUGCUGUUCUGUCUGGUGCUCCUCUUCCUGUGGAGCAGGGGGAAAGGUAACACUAAGCACAACAUUGAGAUCGAGUAUGUGCCGCGCAAAUCUGAUGCUGGAAUCACCUCUGCUGAUGCGCCACGCAAGUUCAACAUGAAGAUGAUCUAGCUGGAAGCAAUUUGCAAAUAAUAAAGUUUUUUAAAAUAUAAAACAAACAAAACAAAACAAAAACAUUGCUACAAACAUACCGACCUCUUUCCUCCCUCCAGUCCCCUCUUCCCUGUUGUUCUGAUCCCACUUGCCCACUCCACCACCUCUUUCUCUUCCUCUUUAUACCAGGAAAACAUUCUGCUGACAUCUUCAGGACUCCCGUGUUUGUAAGGACGUAAUCUGACGGACUGCGGUGUCAGAUCUAAUUACCAGAAGAGAAAAAACAAAAAGCAGAACAAAGAUUAAAUAAAAUAAAUCAAUAAAAAAGUUACGAACUUUCCUCUGUAACUUUGAUUUCAAUAAUUAUGGAUUUUUAUGAAAACUUGAAAUAAUAAAAAAAACCCUAUUUCCUAUAGAUA
Messenger RNA from Alligator sinensis (Chinese alligator), 2586 nucleotides. It is a transcript of the gene LINGO1, whose product is annotated as leucine rich repeat and Ig domain containing 1. Gene Ontology annotation, molecular function: protein binding. The transcript is spliced from 4 exons. The record is from RefSeq and is a predicted model, not a curated record. Lineage: Eukaryota; Metazoa; Chordata; Crocodylia; Alligatoridae. Bases 344 to 2185 code for a protein of 613 amino acids. Gene Ontology annotation, cellular component: extracellular matrix.